Paramecium primaurelia is the source of this 428-nucleotide messenger RNA. NCBI's taxonomy places the organism in Eukaryota, Ciliophora, Oligohymenophorea, Peniculida, Parameciidae. The record is from the annotation of a GenBank genome assembly.
UAUAAAUAUAGCCAACAUCAUAAUAACAGCAAUAAUAAUAAUAAAUCUAAUUAUUAUAAUAAUAGUAAUUGUAAUAAUAGUAAUUGUAACAAUAACAAUAAUAGUAAUAAUAAUAAUAACAAUAAUAAUAAUAACAAACACUAUAAACAUAAUAAUAAGUGGAUCCAAUGGCCAUCACCUUGUCAUAUAUAUUAAUGGAAAUGCAGUAAAUCUUUGUUUAAGAAGUAGUUUAAUUAAAUACUAUAUAGGAUUUACUAUAAAAAAUAAGGUUUGCUAUUGAACUAGUGAGAUAAGGAAAUUUGGUAUUAGCCUGUGACUAGAUCAGAACCAUAAUUAACUCAUCAGAUAGAACUACAGAUGAAAUUCAAUAAUAUACAUUGUUAUAUAAUUAAUCAGUAGCAUAUUACAAAUAACUAUAAUAACAAUGA